Molecule: messenger RNA, 471 nt
Organism: Talaromyces amestolkiae
Lineage: Eukaryota; Fungi; Ascomycota; Eurotiomycetes; Eurotiales; Trichocomaceae
Exons: 1
Coding region: 1-471 (156 amino acids)
Source: RefSeq, a predicted model, not a curated record
AUGCAUUUCACUCUCCCAACCUUGACCCUCCUCGCACUCGGCGCUACUGGCGCCGUCGCCGGCUCUGGAGGCAACAACCAACAGUACUCCGUCCAUGUCAGCUCAAGCGCAAGCGCAAGCCACUCCAGCUAUUCCCACCCAGCAGUCACAACACCCAUCCCGACAAACAGCUCUAGCAGCAAAGCCGUUCCUAGCAAGACCUACACUGCGCCAUCUAAGAGUUCUUCGGCUGUGAAGCCUAGUAAGACUGCCACCGGUGGUGGUGGUGGCAGUGGAGGUUCCGGCUCCGGCUCUGGAUCAGGAUCAGGAUCAGGAUCAGGAUCAGGAGGAGAGGGAGAGGGAGAGGGAGAAGGCGAAGGAAGUGUCCCCACCUACGUUCCUGGAAACCCAGCUGCCAGAGUUGAUGCCCAGGGAGCUACGUUCCUUGGUGCUGCGCUCGGUGUCGUUGGCGCUUUUGCCGCUUUGGUUUAG